Hypomesus transpacificus is the source of this 3269-nucleotide messenger RNA. RefSeq names its product voltage-dependent T-type calcium channel subunit alpha-1H-like. The record is from RefSeq and is a predicted model, not a curated record. Gene Ontology annotation, cellular component: voltage-gated sodium channel complex; plasma membrane; neuron projection. Gene Ontology annotation, biological process: neuronal action potential; positive regulation of calcium ion-dependent exocytosis; membrane depolarization during action potential. NCBI's taxonomy places the organism in Eukaryota, Metazoa, Chordata, Actinopteri, Osmeriformes, Osmeridae. Gene Ontology annotation, molecular function: low voltage-gated calcium channel activity; voltage-gated sodium channel activity.
CCCCUCUCUCCGUGUCUCUACUCUCUCUCCCCCUCUCUCCAGAUCCUGACUCAGGAGGACUGGAAUGUGGUGUUGUAUAACGGCAUGGCCUCCACCUCUCCCCUGGCUGCUCUCUACUUCAUCACUCUCAUGACCUUCGGGAACUACGUCCUCUUCAACCUGCUGGUGGCCAUCCUGGUGGAGGGCUUCCAAGCUGAGGGGGAUGCCAACCGUUCAGACUCUGAUGAGGAGAAGAAGUCUGACAACUUUGAGGAAGAGGAGAAGGUGGAGCAGCUCCGAGACUCAGAGCUGAAGAUGUACUCUCUGAUGAUGAAGGCCAACGGCCACAUAGAUCCACGUGGCAUGUUGGCUCCUCCUAUUAUUCUGCGAACAGCAGCCACACCCAUGCCCACACCCAAGAGUUCAUUGGGCCCUGAGUCCCUUCUAGGGGAGGGGUUUAUGUACCAAGAGGAGGGGCUUCUGUACGGAGAGGCGGGGUUGGGCUUCGCUGGAGAGUCUCGUCGUGGUAGCUCCGCCUCCAUUGAUCCCUCAGCCUAUGACCAGCGAUCUCUGUCCAGCCCUGGCCGGCGCUCCCCCCUGGGCCCCCGGGCCUCCGGCAGCUCCCCCCUGGGCCCCCGGGCCUCCGGCAGCUCCCCCCUGGGCCCCCGGGUCUCCGGCAGCUCCUGGAGCAGCCGCAGGUCCAGCUGGAACAGCCUCGGACGAGCCCCCAGCCUCAAGCGCAGGGACACCAGCGGAGAGAGGGAGAGCCUGCUGUCUGGGGAGGGAGGGGAGGAGGAGGAGGCUGGAGCACGGGGCAGGGGACACCCGGGGUCCUUGGAGCUGCUGCAGGCAUCCUCCCUGUGCCCGUCGGGAGGAGGCGAGUAUGGGGACUGUAACGGCCGGAGCCUCCACGUGACCUAUGACGCCAACAUCCAUCCUGACCUGGGGAAAGAUGACUCCUCUCCUGAGGAUGACAUGGAGGACGAUAGCAUGUGUUUCCGGGUCAGGAGAAUGCUGCGCAGCCACAAGCCUCUCUGGUGUACAGAGCAUGAAGACUUUACUCUCUACCUGUUCUCCCCAGAGAACCCGUGUCGUGUGUGGUGCAAGGGGCUGAUCUCACACAGGAUGUUCGAUCAUGUGGUCCUGGUCUUCAUCUUCCUCAACUGCAUCACCAUCGCUCUGGAAAGACCGGAUAUACUGCCCCACAGCACGGAGCGAGUGUUCCUGAGUGUGUCCAACUAUGUGUUCACUGUGAUCUUCCUGGCAGAGAUGGGGGUGAAGGUGGUAGCACUGGGUUUCUGCUGGGGGAAGCAGACCUACCUGCAGAGCAGCUGGAACGUUCUGGAUGGCCUGCUGGUGUUCGUGUCCCUGGUGGACACCCUGCGUGAGUGCAGGCCAGAGGAGCGCUCCUGUCUGUCCUACCUGCCCCUGGUGUCUCCUCUGUACUUUGUCACCUUUGUGCUGAUCGCUCAGUUUGUGCUGGUGAACGUGGUGGUGGCCGUGCUUAUGAAGCACCUGGAGGAGAGCAACAAGGAGGCCAAGGAGGAGGCCGAGAUGGACGCAGAGAUCCAGCUGGAGAUGGAGAGGGCCCGCCGGGUCAGCUCCGCCUCCAACACCAGCUCGCUGGGCGGGGACUAUGUGGGGCCACGCCCACACUCCCCCGGACAGGAGGAGGAAGUGAACUGCGUCCAAGAGGAUUUGCUGUCGCCAAGGAAGAUGUCUGUAUCCAGGAUGCACUCUCUGCCCAAUGACAGCUACAUGUUCCAGCCUGUCCACCCCACUAGCGCCCCCUACCUUCUGGAGGAGGUGGAACCUAGCCCACAGCACCAGCAUUCAGGCUCCGUGACGUCUAUCCACUCCCAGCCGUGUGAGGGGCGUGGCUUGUUGCAGGUUCCCAGCGUCUCCCCUCUCCCCUCCCCCUCAUCCCCCCCUGCUCCCCCACACGCCCUCACCCUUCCACGCAUCGCCCCUCCCAGGCCCAGCACCUCACCCAGGGCCCUGUGUAAACAGGUAGCUGUUAAGGUGGAUUCAGUUGAGUCCCCGGGCUGGGAGCAGCACCAAGACAGAGCAGAGUCCAUCCCCAGGCCUCCAGCCCCCCCCAGCGACCCCCAGGCCUCCCCCUGCCUGCCCCCCCGCCCCUCAGGCCUGCACAGGGCCUCACUCCGCUCUCCACCUUCCCUGGGCGACCCAGCUGACGAGGAGGUGUGUCACAUCACGAGCUCCGCCCACCAUCGGAGGAGGUACCAUGAGGGGCACGGUGGGCGCAGCCACUCCCUCUCCCCGUAUGCCACGCCCCUCUCCCCCUAUGCCACGCCCCUCUCUCUAGACCCCCCGCCUGCCCUGAGGAGCCGAGGCAGCGCGCUCAGUCUCCUGGGGGCGGUGCUUAGAGAGCGCGACCUCAGGAAGGGCUUCAGCGUGGACACACAGGGCUUCCUGGACACGCCCCCUGGUUGCCCUGAUGACCAUCGGCGCCACUCCAUCGAGAUCUGCCCCCCCCAGCCCCAGGAGGAGGAGCGGUUCGGGGGUGGUGGGAAGGGGGGUAGGGCCUUCCCUGUCAGGGUCCAGUCGGUGGGGGGGGGGCAUAGGAAGAAGAAGAUGAGCCCCCCCUGCAUCUCCAUCCAGCCGCCCCCAGACAGGGAGGAGGCCCCGCCCCCAGACAGUGAGGAGGCCCCGCCCCCAGACAGGGAGGAGGCCCCGCCCUCAGAGCUGUCUGACUGCAGCAUGAUGCUGAGGCGGAGGACCUCCUCAUUCCACACACACACCUCCGACCUCCCAGACACCCCCACACACACACUCCCGCCUGCGCACACCCCGACACGCACCCCCAAGCAGUCACACACACUGGCAGCCAUGUCUGGCCAUACACACACACACACCCUCACACACACACACCCCCUCACUCCUUCUAAAACCCAAGUAAACCCCUUUUUUCAGACUUCUACCCCUACCCCUACUCACAGUAUCUCUCUGUCUCACACACCCACACACAUGCUGUCUUCCACCUCAAGACACCCCUCCCUCUGCACUGACCAUGUGCCCCUCCCCCAGUUCACCUUUGACCAAUCAGAAGCCACAUAUGUGAGUGACUUGCCAACCGUUCUAUCAGACAGUGAUCCGGCCAUAUGUCCCUCCCCCUUUGACAACAGACUGGAGGGCCAGAAGGGGUUCAGCUCGAUGAACAGGAGGACUGCCCAGUGAGAGCUGAUCUUAAUAUUGUGAGGUGAAGGUGCUGGUUGCACCUAGCAUGGGCUGUGGCCAGCUCCCAGAGAGGAGGAGAGAGGAGGAGAGAG